This is a messenger RNA of Pipistrellus nathusii (Nathusius's pipistrelle), 1614 nucleotides long. The record is from the annotation of a GenBank genome assembly. NCBI's taxonomy places the organism in Eukaryota, Metazoa, Chordata, Mammalia, Chiroptera, Vespertilionidae.
AUGGGCUGUGUGCAAUGUAAGGAUAAAGAAGCAACAAAACUGACGGAGGAGAGGGAUGGCAGCCUGAACCAGAGCUCCGGGUACCGCUAUGGCACAGACCCCACUCCUCAGCACUACCCCAGCUUCGGCGUGACCUCCAUCCCAAACUACAACAACUUCCACGCGGCCGGAGGCCCAGGACUCACCGUCUUUGGGGGUGUGAACUCUUCAUCUCACACCGGGACCUUGCGUACGAGAGGAGGGACAGGAGUGACCCUGUUUGUGGCCCUUUACGAUUAUGAAGCGAGGACGGAAGAUGACCUGAGUUUUCACAAAGGAGAGAAGUUUCAGAUAUUGAACAGCUCGGAAGGAGAUUGGUGGGAAGCCCGCUCCUUGACAACUGGAGAGACAGGUUACAUUCCCAGCAAUUACGUGGCUCCGGUUGACUCUAUCCAGGCAGAAGAGUGGUACUUUGGGAAACUUGGCCGAAAAGAUGCUGAGCGACAGCUUUUGUCCUUCGGAAACCCACGAGGCACCUUUCUUAUCCGCGAGAGCGAAACCACCAAAGGUGCCUAUUCACUUUCCAUCCGUGAUUGGGAUGAUAUGAAAGGAGACCAUGUCAAGCAUUACAAAAUUCGCAAACUUGACAAUGGUGGGUACUACAUCACCACCCGGGCCCAGUUUGAAACACUUCAGCAGCUUGUACAGCAUUACUCAGAGAGAGCUGCAGGUCUCUGCUGCCGCCUAGUAGUUCCCUGUCACAAAGGGAUGCCAAGGCUUACCGAUCUGUCUGUCAAAACCAAAGAUGUCUGGGAAAUCCCUCGAGAAUCCCUGCAGUUGAUCAAGAGACUGGGAAAUGGGCAGUUUGGGGAAGUAUGGAUGGGUACCUGGAAUGGAAACACAAAAGUAGCCAUAAAGACUCUUAAACCAGGCACAAUGUCCCCUGAGUCGUUCCUCGAGGAAGCGCAGAUCAUGAAGAAGCUGAAGCACGACAAGCUGGUCCAGCUGUACGCCGUGGUGUCCGAGGAACCCAUCUACAUCGUCACCGAGUACAUGAAUAAAGGAAGUUUGCUUGACUUCUUAAAAGAUGGAGAAGGAAGAGCUCUGAAAUUACCAAAUCUCGUGGACAUGGCAGCACAGGUUGCUGCAGGAAUGGCUUACAUCGAACGCAUGAAUUACAUCCACAGAGAUCUGCGGUCAGCAAACAUUCUAGUGGGGAAUGGACUAAUAUGCAAGAUCGCCGACUUUGGAUUGGCCAGAUUGAUCGAGGACAAUGAGUACACAGCCAGACAAGGUGCAAAGUUCCCCAUUAAGUGGACGGCCCCCGAAGCAGCCCUGUACGGGAGGUUCACAAUCAAGUCCGACGUGUGGUCGUUUGGAAUCUUACUCACAGAGCUGGUCACCAAAGGAAGAGUGCCCUACCCAGGCAUGAACAACCGGGAGGUGCUGGAGCAGGUGGAGCGCGGCUACAGGAUGCCCUGCCCGCAGGACUGCCCCAUCUCUCUGCACGAGCUCAUGAUCCACUGCUGGAAAAAGGACCCCGAGGAACGGCCCACUUUCGAGUACUUACAGGGCUUCCUGGAAGACUACUUCACGGCCACAGAGCCGCAGUACCAGCCGGGAGAAAACCUGUGA